Hemicordylus capensis (graceful crag lizard) is the source of this 9841-nucleotide messenger RNA. It is a transcript of the gene ZBTB45, whose product is annotated as zinc finger and BTB domain containing 45. Gene Ontology annotation, molecular function: protein binding. Gene Ontology annotation, biological process: negative regulation of transcription by RNA polymerase II; regulation of immune system process; regulation of cytokine production. The record is from RefSeq and is a predicted model, not a curated record. The coding region runs from base 408 to 2486 and encodes 692 amino acids. NCBI's taxonomy places the organism in Eukaryota, Metazoa, Chordata, Lepidosauria, Squamata, Cordylidae. The transcript is spliced from 4 exons.
UGAGAGACCGUCCCAUUUUACAUGCUGUCGCUUUCUUGCUAGGCGAAUCCAGACGGCUGUGGCAGGAGAGCACGUGGACUUUUAAAAGUAAUAGAGGACUUAUUCUUUUGUCUCCUGACAGAACUUCCGGGUUAUUUUUGAAGCUAUAUCUCCCCGUGUUAGGAGGUGACUCUAGAGACUUUCUGUGGCAGCAGGGUGCGGAAGUGACUUCAGCUGACAGGCGGAAGGAAACGUGUGCGGAAGGAGGUCACAGCCUGGGAGGGACACAGGAACAGUGGGUAGUCCUGACGGGCAACCGAGGAGCAUUUCUGCAACAGAGCUCCUUGCGUGACUACCCAACCCAUGAUGCACAUUACCCUUUAGAAGAUACAGGAUCCUGGACAGCCUAGUGUUGGACAAAGGACAGCAUGGCCGAAGCUGUCCAUUACAUCCACCUGCAGAACUUUAGCAAGUCCCUUCUGGAGACUCUGAACGGGCAGCGCCUGGGGGGACAUUUCUGCGAUGUGACGGUGCAUAUCCAGGAGGCCACCUUGCGUGCCCACCGGUGCGUGCUGGCAGCCGGCAGUCCCUUCUUUCACGACAAGCUGCUGCUGGGCUAUUCGGAGAUCGAGGUGCCGCCCGUGGUGCCUAGCCAGGUGGUGCGGCAGCUGGUGGAGUUCAUGUAUAGCGGCUCGCUGGUGGUCGCACAGUCCGAGGCGCUCCAGAUCCUGACGGCUGCCUCCAUCCUUCAGAUCAAGACCGUGAUUGACGAAUGCACCCAGAUCAUCUCUCAGAGCCGCAGCCCCAAACCCCCGGCUGCCCCUCCACCUGUGCCCCUCUCUCUUCCCAGGGUGCUCCCCGUCAAGCCCCAGGAGCAGCCGUCGAAAGAGGUGAUUGGCAGCGUCUCCCGGCCCAGCAACCUCGAGGCCCCCCACCUCGAACCUCCCAAGCUGCUCUGCGCCUCGGAGGUGCGCUACAAGCUGCGUGACCUGCUUUCUUCCCAGCACCGGGAGGCGAGGGCAGUGGCCUGCGAGGGAGGCAUCAGCGAUGGGGAAACGGGGCCCCCGUACCUGCACGCCGCUGAAGCGACGCCCAGCUGCCACAGCCGCAAGCAGCGCCAGCCCGUGAGGCUUCAGUUGUCCGAGGCCAUGCCAGUCAUCAUCAAGGACGAGGAGGAAGGUGGAGGGGAAGGUCUGGAGGGGGUGGUGGCAGAAAGGGAGGCCAAGCUGAGCUGCUUUGCUGAGUGUGGUGGGAGUGGGAACUUCCCUGCCGGCUUCAGCGAGGAGGCUGAGGCGAAGGAUCCUGGGAACACCAGCGGGGCCAGCAGGAAGGAGAACAUCCACUUGGAUUACGCCACCACCGAGGGUCAAGAUUUCUUUGGGAACCAGGAUGUGUUUUCGGAGUCCUUCAUCCCGUCCUGGCAGGGGGAGGAAAGCGGGGAAGAGGCUGCCGCUUCAGCCACACGGGACAGGGAGAAGUUCCACUCGGACUGCAGCUUGGAGGCCUCCAACCUGAGGAGCUUGGCGGAAGAGUUCAAGCCGGACUUGGGUAGCCCCUCCCCGGCGUUCCCGCCGCGCAGCAGCAGCAGCAGCGGGGGGCUGACCUUCGUCUCUUCGCUGGGUAUCCAGCGGGAGUUCAAGGCUGAGGUCAGCGGCGCCAACACGGCCACCAGCACCACCAGCAUCUUCCAGUUCCAUCUGCCCCAGCCUGGCAGUGUGGCCCAGAGCUUGUACAGCAUUCAGCAGCAGCAGCAGGAAGCAGGCGCCAGCAACAUGGUGCAGCUCAGCCCCAGCGCCAUGGUAACGGGCCCCUUGCACAGCGGGGGGGAGCAGCAGCCAAGUCAGCAGCCGGGUCCUUCCCGCUGCUCUGAGCCCUCCUACCAGUGCAGCCAUUGCCAGAAGACCUUCAGCUCCCGCAAGAACUACACCAAGCAUAUGUUCAUUCAUUCUGGCGAGAAGCCCCAUCAGUGCAGCAUCUGCUGGCGCUCCUUCUCACUGCGGGACUACCUGCUCAAGCACAUGGUGACCCACACGGGAGUCCGGGCCUUCCAGUGCUCCAUCUGCUGCAAGCGCUUCACCCAGAAGAGUUCCCUCAACGUGCACAUGCGCACCCACCGGCCUGAGCGCUUCCAGUGCUGCAUCUGCAACAAGUACUUCUCCCACCGCACCCUCCUGGAGCGCCACAUGACCACCCACAGCGCCUGGAAAGGCGGGCAGCCGGACGCCCCGGGGGCCAUCGUGGCUGCCACCUCCACUGCGGAAUGGAAGGAGAAGCCCAACAUAGCCGCCGCCACUUCCGCCGCCGACAGCGCCAUCGCUGCAGCCACUGCAUGGAAAUCGGGGGAGCCGUCUGGCGAGAGCGCCAUCACUGCGUGGAAAACGGGAGACCCUGCCCCUGGGGAAAGCAGCAUGGUGGCCUGGAAGGGGGAGGCAACUGGAGAAGGGCCAGUUGCAGCCUGGAAGGGGGACCCAGCUUCAGAGUCAUCUAUACAGACUCACACGGCUUAAGGAGUUACUUCUCUGCCACGGUCGGAUGGGACCUUUGCCCAGCCCUCACUGCCUGUAGGAAGGGGGCAUCAAGGCUUGCCUUGAGUUGCAUAAUCUGGAAAAGGGCGCAUUCCAACAUCCUGCAAACUGGAAAGCUGCCUGCACUGGGCCUAGAGUUCUCCUUUCAGGCCACUGUUCCUGGAAGGCUGAUGGUAGAUUUUAAACUGGAGGAGGAAGAUGUCAUUGCCUCUGUAGGCAGUGGUGCUCACUAUCAGAGGACAUGGCCAGAGGGCAGAGACAGACCCCCGCUGACAAAUGUUCCUGGCCUGCCCAUUGCUCCGUGGUAGAGCAUGUGUUUUGCGCACAGAAGGAUCCAGGUUCAGUCCCUAACAUCUCUGUUCAAAAGGAUCUCAGGUAGCAGGGCUGGGAAAAAUCUUUACCUGAGCCCUGAAGAGAUGCUAUUAGUAAGAGCUGGCUAGGCUAGGUGGACAGGUGGCCCAUCUAGUAUAAGGCAGCUUCAUGUUUAGCUAACUAUAGCGACGAUAUUCAGAGGCAGUAUGCCACUGAGUACCAGUUGCUGUAGUGGCAGGGGGCAUGGGCAGCUGGGUGGACUGUUGCCUUCUUGUCCUUCUAGUGGACUUCCCAGAAACACCCAAGUGGCCGCUGUAGAAUGCUGGACCAGAUGACUCAGAUUUCACCCAGCAGGGCUAUUCUUACGCUCUUACAAAAGAUCUGCAACAACCAAUAGGAAGCAUGAAAAACUGUGGCCGUUUGAGCUGCCCCGUGAAAACUACCACCUACCCUUGGUGUUUAGGAUGAGAAAUGUCUAAAACAGAAAGGUUUGAUUUUGUUGGGUUAUGCUUUGAAGCAGGCAAGUAUUCAGAGGGUUGUGUGUGUUGUGCUUGUAAUGUUAAGCUGUUCCUCCCUUUCCUUUCCAAAGUGGUCGUACACCUGAGAUAUUUUUCAUUCUAUUCUAGUCAAGUUAUCAGAGUGUCUUCCCUCUGUCUUCCCAUCCCCCGUAAGAAAUAAAGCAGUUAUAUAUGUAUAUAGAUACAUUUCUAAGUCAUGGAAGUGAAGGAUUUUUGCUGAGAUUCUUGGGGAUUGUCCAUUGAAUCAAAGCCUCAUUCAGUGACCAAAGAGUCCAUCUAGUUUCUUACAGGGAACAAUACUAAACUCUGGCAAGAAAAGUGUGUAGUCCGUUUCCUACACCACUGCAAGUCAGCAGUGACUGGGUUCUGCCAGUCACAUGCUGUUCUUUGGCUGAUCACAGGAUGGUGCUUAUUCAGUAGGUAGUGCUUGCUGUAAGGUCAAAACAUUCCCUGGAGACAAACUGACGUGUGUUUGUCUUUUCUUUUUAAAAUUUGUACCUUUCUUUUCUUUUCAAAAGAAAAGUCAAAAUGGCUAUCAAAAAGGAUAUCAAAGACUGUCAAUAUAGUAAUAAAGAUGUAACAAUUGAGGGAAGCAUCUGUAAUGCAUAACAAAGAGAAGAUAUAUAUGAGAAUAAAUGAUGGCCUCUGACUUAGAUGGCUUGUCAAUUGGACAAGUUCAAGGAGGAUAGACCCAUCAAUGACUAUUAGUCAUGAUUGCUAAAAGGAACCUCCUUCUACAGAGGCAGUGUACCUCUGAAGCCCAGAAGCAGGGUCUCCUGGUCCCUACUGAAGGGCUCUCUCUAGUCCUGCAGCCAGUCAUCUUGCACAGGCUUAGAACCGCUGUUGAUGCUCCGUUCUACAACUUAGCUAUUAACAACAUAUAUAAACAACACUUCUAUCAAGCAGCGCAAAACACAAACCAUUACGACCUCCAUAAAAUCUUAUAGUAGCUUUUGUGUUUCUUAUACUUUCAAAAGCAUUCAAAGCACCAUUACACACUUGGCCUCUGCAGGCUGAAUGGUCAGGAUUGAUUGAUUGAUUAAGUGCCAUCAAGUCAGUGUUGACUGUUAGCGACCACAUAGAUAGAUUCUUUCCAGGAUGAUCUGUCUUCAAGUUGGCCUUUCAGGUCUCUCAGUGGUGCAUUCAUUGCUGUUGUAAUCGAGUCCAUCCACCUUGCUGCUGGUCGACCUCUUCUUCUCUUGCCUUCAACUUUCCCCAGCAUUAUAGACUUCUCAAGGGAGCUGAAUCUUCUCAUAAUGUGUCCGGAGUAUGAUAGUUUGAGCCUGGUCAUUUGUGACUCGAGUGAAAAUUCUGGAUUGAUUUGCUCUAUAAUCCAUUUGUUUGUUUUCCUAGCUGUCCAUGGUAUCCUCAAAAGUCUUCUCCAGCACCAAAGUUCAAAAGCGUCAAUGCUUUUUCUAUCUUGCUUCUUCAAAGUCCAGCUUUUACAUCCAUAGAGUGUCACAGGGAAAACCAUUGUCCGAACUAUUCUAAUCUUUGUAGGGGUAGACAUGUCACGGCAUCUAAAUAUCCUCUCCAAGGCCUUCAUUGCAACCCUACCAAGUGCUAGUCUGCAACAUAUUUCUUGACUGCUGGAUCCUUUACUGUUGACGGUCGAUCCUAAAAGGCAGAAGCUAUCCACUACUUCAGUGUCUUCAUUGUUACUGCUUAGGCUGGUUGCUGUACCUGUUGUCAUUAGUUUAGUCUUCAUUACAUUUAGUUGUAGUCCCAUUUUUUCACUGCAAAGUGUGCAUUGUUCCAGAGCAUACAGUUUUCUGGUAAGACGGGCAAUAUUAACUGGCUGAAGACAUUUCCACCCUUGCAGUCGAGGCAGAUCUCCUCUCAUGGGAAGGUUUCCUCUAUCCUAUGCUGAACAAGAUCUGCCAGAACUCCAGAGCAGCAGGCCUAAGAGUACCUAAUAAGAAUAGCCGAGAUGGGAUUUAUACGAGGGACUUCCCGAUCAGCCACGUAUAAUGCAACACCCAUAUCUUCAAGACUAGGAUUGCCAAGGAGGAGAGCUGGUCUUGUGGUAAGGUAAAGGUAAAGUGUACCAUGUCCUGGUGCCCACAGAGCCCUGUUGUUUUCUUUGGUGGUAUACAGGAGGGGAUUUACCAUUGCCUCCUCCCACGCAGUAUGAGAUUAUGCCUUUCCCCAUCUUCCUAUAUCGCUUCUGCCAGAUAUAGUAGCAGCGGGGAUUCGAACCUGCAACCUUCUGCUUGUUAGGCAUUUCCCAGCAAGCAUGAAUUGUCCCACUUGCUAAGCAGGGUCUGCCUUCGUUGCAUUUGAAUGGGAGACUACAUGUAUGAGUACUGUAAGAUAUACCCAUUAAGGGGUGAGGCCACUCUGGGAAGAGCCCUGUAUGUUUGCAUGCAGAAGGUUCCAAAUUCCCUCCCUAAGAUCUCCAAGGUAGGGCUGAGAGAGACUCCUGCCUGCAACCUUGAAGAAGCCGCUGCCAGUCUGUGCAGACAAUACCGAGCUAGAUGAAUCAAUAGUCUGACUUGGUAGAAGGCAUUUUCCUAAGUUCCUACUGUAAGUGUGAGGCAUUUGGGGAAAUAAAUCUCCCCCCACCCACGCAACCUGUGGCUCCAAUUUUGUCAGAGGGCCAGCAUCCGUGGCUGGAAUACUGAGCGAGGAGGACCAAUGGUCUGACUCAGUAUUAGGCAGCUUCCUAUGUUCCAGUUGCUUAACCGAAUGAAGACUUUCAUAACGGAGGAGUUUUUAGAGGUGCAGCUUUUCCCUGUCAUUACAGCUCCAUCUUGAUGAACUGCACUGGAGUUAAAUAACUGGUAACUACACAGAGCACACAAAGCAGAUAAGAUCUUUGAUAGCUUUUUAGAUGGCGGUGGAAUCUGCAUGCUUCAGUGCUACUGUAUGUGCAGCUAGGUCAGCUUUGAGUGACAUACUUAGUUGGCAUCUUGAGUGAGUCCUAUCUGCCCCUUAUGUUUACCUCAGACCUUUCUGCCUAGUAAUCAUUGCGGCAGCAUGACUGUCUUGUGGAGCUUAAUUAUCACCUACCCCGUAAUUUGACGUCCCCCUGAAAAAUGCCAUCUGUACAUCUUGGGCCUAUAGUAAGAGCUAGCUGAACGUCUCCUGGGCAUAGAUUGGCCACUUGGUGUUCUCAGCCUGCUGUAGGUCUAAAGUUUAUUUCCUCCGUCAAGGAAAUUAAUUACGCUGGCCCUGCCUCCGCUGGGAGCUGGCUCACCAGGCCUCGGGCUAUCUGUUCACGGAGAAAGCACAACCUUUGCUUUGAAAGCAGAAGAGAGUAUGAGGCAGAGGAAAGCAACCGAUGGUGCCAGGUGCCUCUGCAGCCUCUGGGGAGGCCCCUGACGGAGUUGAACUCUUCUCAAGAAGUGGAAACUUUUAAUAGCAUUCCACUUGGGUUAAUUAAGCAGCUCUCUCUCAAGAGAGAGAGGAAGGGAUGGUGAAAGCCCCCACCCCUUGGAGCUUAUUUAUACUCCAGGCUGCGAAACCUCUGCAGACAUCUUUUUAAUCACUCCCUAAGCAACCUGCUACAAAUAGAGCUCAUUAUAUUCCGUUCUCUGGCAGACUGCUCCCCUCUGGGGAGGUUUUGCCACUAAGGGAGAGAGAAGCUUGGGGAUGUUAACCAGAGGCAAUGUAAUGCAGACUGUGCCACAAAUGGUUUUGUGGUGGAUGCAGAACCAAAGGGUUAGGUCUGCCUGUGCUCAGGUAUGUUGUGGAGAGCAACGAGCCUUCUACGAGUUCCAUGGAAAGCAAGGAAGGACGCACAGCCGAGGGAAAUACGAGGCUUUGCAUUGUCUGCCUAGAUGGUUUCAGUCAUAUCUGAUCAUCAGUCGUAUCAGUUGGUCUGAUUUCGUAUCUGAUCAUCCUGUUAUAAUUAGUAUCCAUGUGGUGCUGUCUGCUGUUGAAAGCUCUUUACACAUAUUCUCAGUCAUUCUCGUAGCAGGCUUUAGAUAGGCCCGUGUUGUUAUCCCCAGUAUUCUUAUCCCCCUGGAGGUGCAGAGGCUAAUAAUGGCUUGCCUAAAGUCUCUCGUUUCGGGCUGAUGGGCAUUGAAUUGGUGACAUCCUGGUUCAUGGUCCGAGUGCUUGGCCACUCUACAAGGAUCUUAUAAAUACCACCGAGCGAGGAUGUGGCUAAAAGAGAGUGGCUUAAGACAGCCCUGCAGUAUUGUCCAUGGUUAGCCCUGCCGGUUUGAGGUGGGGCGGAGGCUGCCAGGCCUGGCAUCUUUCAGCAUCUGUGAGGGGUCCAGCACUGACCAUGGCCUGUCCCUGAGACCUGUCAGGCUGCUUUCCUUACAGUAUUUCUAGCCAUGGAUGCUGGCCCUCUGACGAAAUUUGAGGCACAGGUUGCGUGGGUGGGGGGAGGAGAUUUGUUUUAUUUCCCAAAAUGCCUCACAGUUACACUAGGAACUUAGGAAGCUGCUUUAUACCAAGUCAGACUAUUGAUCCAUCUAGGUCAGUAUUGUCUACACAGACUGUUGGCAGCUUCUUCAAGGUUGCAGGCAGGAAUCUCUCUCAACCCUAUCUUGGAGAUGCUGCCAGGGAGGGAACUUAGAAUCUUCUGCUCUUCCCAGAGUGGCUCCAUCCCCUGAGGGGAAUAUAUCUUUCAGUGCUCACAUAUGUAGUCUCCCAUUCAAAUGCAAACCAAGGUGGACUCUGCUUAGCAAAAGGGACAAGUCAUGCUUGCUACCACAAGACCAGCUCUCCUCCCAUAGCGUCCUACUAUGCCAGGGCACUCUGGGGAAAACAAAAUGGGGACCAUUGGCUGCUGUUGGGGCCUCCCAGAGGGCACGUGCCAUGGGGCCUUUAGACCCGGAGCUGGCACUAGGCAGGCCUGCUCAACUUUGGGGCCCCAGCUGUUUUUGGACUACAAUUCCCAUAAUCCCCAGCCACAGUGGCCAGUAUCCAGGGAUUAUGGGAGUUGUGUGCUAACAUCUGCAGGAGGGCCGAAGCUGAGCAGCCCUGCACUAGAGGCUGGUUUGGGAAACUCUUCACGCAAACCCCUGCUCGGAUUACAUUACAGGGAAGAUCAACCUUAUUCAGCAGACCUUCCUGCCCCCCUUCAGGCCAAAUCUGGCAUUUUACUGCCAGCAGAAACCUUGUGUUCUCUGGACUUGCAUGCAGACACCUUGCACUGUUUAAGAUUGAAAAGCUCCAAAAAAGAUCAUGGUGCUUUUAGAGUGUUAAUGGCAUUUCACAUACCUGGUCCUGUCCCAAUCCUUACAACAUUCCUUUAAGGUAGGCCAGUAUUCUUGGUGCAGGUUCCCCACUUUCCUGAAAUAUGCUCAUUAGUAUAGCAGUGAGGUGCAUCCAGCACUGUGGGACGCACAGCCAUGUCAAGAUGCACAGCACUGACUUGGAAAUAGGCAGGAACCACAUGGAGAUGUGAGCAAGAUAUUUUGCCUACACAAGAAGACCCAGAACUGCACCCACAAAUCUGACAGAUGCUGAACAACCAGGAGAGACUGUCUGGGGCCAGUGAAAAAGGCAACCUCGUGUGUGGCAGCUAUGAAAAAAGGCAAAUUGCAUGCAGGGGCACCAGGGCCUUUUCAAAAAUGUGCAACUGGACACAACCCAUGCAGCCCGUCCCCCGUGCAGUUCUAAAAGUACACAUAUGUAGUUCAAACAUCCAAGUCAUGCAAAGGUUGCCUCGUGUGGUAAGAUGUGAAAAGUGACUGAUAACCAUGAAAAAACUCAAGUGAGUCAUCCAGGCUCUUCUAGAACCCAGACUCUGAUCCAGCAUCCCCAUUUCCUAUCCUGCCAUAGAUGCUUCCUGCAGACCCCACUGCUACUCCCCACAGCAUCUUCCCCAGUGAGUAUAAGGUGCUUUUUAUCAGCUUCAGUUGAUAUCCCAGCUGUGUCUGUUUCUUGAGAUAAACGACCUCAGAACGGUAGUAUAUCUACUGGUAACCUCCAGACUUGACUACUGCAAUGUCCUCUAUGUGGGGCUGCCUUUCUGUGUAGUCCGGAGACUGCAGUUAGUCCAGAAUGCGGCAGCCAGGUUGGUCUCUGGGUCAUCUCGGAGAGACCAUAUCACUCCAGUACUGAGAGAGCUACACUGGCUGCCGAUAAGUUCCUGGGCAAAAAACCAGGUGCUGGUUAUAACCUAUAAAGCCCUAAACAGCUUAGGCCCUGGAUAUUUAAGAGAAUGUUUUCGUCACUAGGAACUCCACCACCCAUUGAGAUAAUUGGGAGAGGUUCGUCCACAGUUGCCACUGGCUCGUCUGGUGGCUACUUGGGGAUGGGCCUUCUCCAUGCUGCCCCCAUUCUCUGGAAUGCACUUCCUGCUGAAAUAAGAGCCUCCCCAUCUCUUAACAGUUUUUUAAAAGGCAUUUAAAACAUAUUUGUUCACCCAGGCUUUUAACUUGAUACUGUUUUGAUAGUUUUUAACAUUGUUUCCAAUUUUAAAUUAUUGUGGUUUUAGCCUUUCAUUUUGUUGUAAUUUGUAUUGUAUUGUGAGCCAUCCAGAGAUGUACGCUUUGGGUGGGAUAUAUAUAUGUUCAAUAAAUAAAACGCACUAUGGCAAUCGUG